AUGGCUGGUGCUAAAAACACUCAACAAUCAUCGACGCUAGUUACAGUAAAACUACAAACAUUGCUUACGAUUAGCAUACUGAUUAAUGUAUUUUAUGUGGAGCCUAAUAAUGGAUUUAUAGCUGGCCGGAGUAUUGACAGCCUAGUUGCUGACAACCUACGCGUAAAUGAAGGGGACAGCGCCGUCUUGCCUUGCUUCUUCUCGCCAUCUAACGCCCAUAUCGGCAAGUGGUAUUGGAAGACAAAUGGAACUGUCAUCAUAAGAUCAGACGACCCACCAAAAACAAACUCGAGGUAUUCACUGGGUGACUCAACGUCCGGGAAUGUUAGUUUGAUCAUUAAAGUGGUGUUGCGAUGGGACAAGGGUACCUAUACAUGUGGAGUGAACGACCAGUCUACAGGAUCAACCGUACCCCAUUCCGAUGACAGCAAAUUAACAGUGAACUAUUUAGAUAAACCUAAAAUCCAGGCACUAACCGACACACGCAUACCUGAAGGUACGCGAGUAUCUAUGUCAUGUAAAGUUGUGUCGUCAUUUCCGGUAGUGAGUUUGCUCAGGUGGUUCCAUGAGGGUGACAUCAUAGACAGUGCUUCUGGCAAAUAUAUUGUCAGCGAUGAAAUAUUAGAAAUAAAAAAAUUUGAUCAACGUGAUGAAGGGAACUACAGUUGUAGAGCUGAAAACGAAUACUUUUUUGGAAAAAAUGGAAAAUACAGCAAUUCAAUUACAUUCAGUUUAAGUAAAAAAGGACAUAAAGAAGCUCUAGAUUUCAAAAAAGAUAAAAAGUUAACAGUUGCGAGAGGAGAGUGCAUCGAAGCGUCUUUUACGUCAACUUAUACAUCAGAGCAUUCCUGUUUUACGACACGAUCCGGACACGAUGAUCCAUUUUUCAUCAUGCUCUUACAUUCAUGUGAAUGGCCAAAUAACACUCUACUCAAUUCAUUACCACUCUAUUCAUCUGAAAAAGUAAAUGUAAAAACAACUGGGAAAAUUAAAGUUAAUGGUAGAAUACUAUAUUCAUCAACUGGCAAACCAUAUUCUGUAAAGGAUAAAGGGAAUACAGAGAAAGAUAAUAAAACCCGUGGAUCAAUCAAAUUUAGUUUUGAAAUGAAGAAACAUGUUACAGAUGGUGCAACAGGCAGUCUUAUAUUUAAUAACGUCACUGAUGAUGAUGAAGGGCAGUACAUGUACUCACUAAAAAUUGUAGAUGACAUAUGUCAGGCUGAUACCAUUUACAGGAGUAACGUCGACAAAACACUGUUUAUCAGCCCUAUUGGAAUUGUACUCAGUGAUCAAGUGUAUUCAUUUGCACUAAAAACUGGAAAAGGAAAGGAAGGACAAAGCUAUAUUAAAUGUGUUGGUAAACCUCAAUCUGAAAAUAAGAACAUUAAAAUUACAUGGAACGAUGUUGCUGAAGUUAUACUCAAACCAGAAGAAGAGUUGUUAAGCUUCGUUGCACUGCCUGGCCUAGAACAGCCAUACAUUAUCCUUGGAUAUAUAAAUGUAUCUAAAGAUAGAAGAAUUUUAGGGAAGAUGUUUUCUUUACUGCCAGAUGGAAGCUUUAAAAUUAUCAAGAACAUCUUUGAGAAUUUGAAAUCUGAGGGACCCAUCGAAAUUUUCAAAUUUGAUCCUCAUAGCGGCAAAAAGCUAUCAAAUGGACGACUCGUCGUCGGUGGCUGGAUAAAGCGUGGAUAUCAGAAGAGGAAACUUGAUGUCGAAAAGCAAUCAUGUGAAUAUGAACCGUUUAUUAUGUGGACAGAUGACGAAAUUAAUUGGAAUUUAGGAGAAAAUCUGAAGAUUGAAGAAGCUAAAGAAAAUAUGCGAAUACAGGUGACAGAAACAGGCAAUGGAAAAAGAAUGGUUGUGAUUAUUUCAUCUUUAGAUGCCAAAAAGGUCUUAUACGAAGGACGAAGUUAUGAUUAUUGCACAACGUUUACAAGUAACACUAAAGACUGGAAAUUUAAAAUGCCCGUAGUAAGUUUCGCAAUUCUUGGUGGAUCGUUGGUUUGUGCUUCGUCCAUGGAAUGUAUGGAAACUUCAGUACCGCAUGAUGGUGAAGAGGAAGGAUCAUCUGAAAAUGCAAGGAAAGAAAAUUUACCAAAGACAGGGUGGAGUAUGUUAAGCAAAAUCAGAGGCAUGUUCACUUAUCCACUGUCAUUCUACUCAGGAGAGUCAUCAAGUAAAUCAACAAAAAACUACGAAAGUGUACCCACAAUUAAAGCAACAUCAACUAAUAAUGAUAAUUCAAUGGAAAAUGCAACGGAAGAAGGCUCACCAGAUACAAAUACAUUGUCAGAAAAGCCAAUUGAAUGCUCAGUGGAAGAGGUCUCAGAAAAUAUAAAGAAACGGCGUUCAUUAGGCAAAUUUGCUAAGAAGGUCACGAACAAAUUUACAACCAAGUCGAAAGAAAAGUCACGUGGAAGUGAAUCAGCAAUACAGUCUGAAAGUGCAUUCCUUACUGAAGAAUCUACACUAAAUAAGGAGGAAUCAACAGAAAAUACAAGGAAAAAAGACUCAUCAGAAACAAAUAAACAGGAAGACGAAGAAGAAAUUACGGCAACAAUAGAAGAAUCACUUGAAGAUUCAAUGGAAGGGUCUUCGGAAAAGGUAAAGAAUCGAAGAUUACUUGGCAUAAUUCCAAAGAAGGUCACUAAAAAAUUGCCAACCAAGUCAGAAGGAGAGUCAUCUGGAAGUAAAUUAACAAAGCAGACUGAAACAUCCGAAAUCGAAGUAGCAUCCAUGGACGUCAAAGCAGCUUCAUCGCAAACACAAGAUAGGUCAACGUGGGAGGGAUUGUGGCAUCUGGAACAAGACACAACCAAUGACAAAGCGAUCCGCCUGAGACCAGUAAAAGACAACGAUUCAUUGGGUACUACUGACGACUUCGUUACUAUCUUGGAAAAUAGAAGUAAAGUUCAAUGCGAACAAAUCCUGCCAUUCACAUGUAAAGGAAAAUCUUGGUUUUUGAUGAUUUACAAGACACAUUAUAUAAACGACAAAGACGAUGAACAAAACCAUAGUUUGUGUACUAGAUAUCACGUCUUCUCACUAGAUAAAAUUAUGGGUGGUAAAUAGUAAUGACACCAAAGUUAUUAUUAUAUACAUGGAUAAAAACCAUAUAAUAAAUAAAAUUUGGAUCAAUAAUAAGCAGUUGGCAAUGGUAACAUCAUUAGGAUUCAUAUUUGUAGCCAAUGAUGUUAUUUUUAUUUGAUUAAAUGUAAUAUGGUGUACCGUA
Messenger RNA from Anneissia japonica, 3232 nucleotides. RefSeq lists its product as uncharacterized. The coding region runs from base 1 to 3072 and encodes 1023 amino acids. NCBI's taxonomy places the organism in Eukaryota, Metazoa, Echinodermata, Crinoidea, Comatulida, Comatulidae. The transcript is spliced from 13 exons. The record is from RefSeq and is a predicted model, not a curated record.